Messenger RNA from Stereum hirsutum FP-91666 SS1, 2535 nucleotides. RefSeq lists its product as uncharacterized. Bases 1 to 2535 code for a protein of 844 amino acids. The transcript has 9 exons. Lineage: Eukaryota; Fungi; Basidiomycota; Agaricomycetes; Russulales; Stereaceae. The record is from RefSeq and is a predicted model, not a curated record.
AUGUCCAAGAUCAAACCAGGUCUAGUCGUCCAGUCUGCCAACGCAUCCCCAUCUCUGGCCGGCACAAACGCAGAUGGAAUGACGGUGACACUAACCGAAUUCGCAGUCAAGGCCGGUCUGGAUGCAACCAAUUCACCCAGGACGCAACUGGAGGUCGACGUCGAUGGCCUGACAGUUGUGGCCGAGGAUUCCGCCAAUCAAAGCAUGACAUUCACGAACGUACGCCCUUCAUCGAUCCUCCGCAUUUGUAUUCUCCGCAAGAGUCGUCUCGGCCGUAUCAGAGAUCGCGUUCUCGGAGAGUACGAUGGAAUAGUUGUCGAGCUUCUGUCGGAAGGUAUUUGCACCGUCAUGAAAUCUUUACACUCACAGUCUUCUAACAGGACAGAGACAGGCAGCACAGGGAAGACGGUCAAACUGGUACCCGUCAACUCAAAAGCCAGCCCCGUCGAGUUAUUCUUCCGCAUUGUCAUCGACGAUAGUCUGCCUACGUCUCUCGACGAGCUAGGACUGGAAGCCGCCACGGUUUCUCUCGCAAACACUCGUCUGACUCUCGCGCGGCGGGAAGCUGGGAAGUUCAUCUCGACAGUCUCUGACACUGUGGAUACUACAAUAUCCAUUGGGACCCAGGCUCAAGCAGUCGCUGAGGGUGCAAGGAAGCUCGACAGCGAGCAGGUCAUCGGGGUCUUGGUCGCAAUGUUGGACGCUGUGGUCAGAGUGGGGGACGAGCUAUCAGCGGCCCAUCCGAUGAUCAAAGUCGCCUGGACCGUCGUAACAUGUCUCUACAAGGCUUCUAAGGCUCAACGGGAGCUCGAUGAAGACACUCGACAGCUCUCAGAGGAGAUUUCUGUCAUGCUCGCUUACGUGGCAGCAUGCAAGGAUCUAGCGCCAGUCGAGGGGAGAGGGAACAUGGUUUUGCGAGCUGUGGAACUGACACAAGCGGGGGCUUGCUUAAUAGACACAUGCAUGUCACACCGAUUUGAAGUGCGUGUGGUCGUGGCGCCGUUCACCAACAUGAAGGCUCGCAUUGAAGAUUGUCGAAGAAAGGAUGGCAGGAAAGAAAAUGCUUCGGCAAGACAGGAAGCCAUGUUGCUGCAGCUGCCCUUCGCUCGGGACGCAACCUGGGAUCGAAGCCGGGCCUAUCCUGGCAAAGCGAGCAUCUUUUGGCUCACUGCACCUCCCGGAGCAGGAAAGACUGCUUUCGCUCAUACAGCUGCUCUCAAUGCAUCGUCAUCGAGAGAGAUAGUCCUCCUGUCGUUCUUUUUUGAGCGUGCUGUCAGCGACAGGAACAACCCACGAGCCUUCGUAGGCACCCUCAUUCAUCUUCUCAGCGGCCUCAAUCCACAGUUCAAGGCCUCUCUCUGUAGCACUCUGGAUGAGAAGCGAGAGCUUCCAUCUGCGUCAUCUAUACGCCAAUUCGACGAACUUCUAAUACAUCACGCUGCGACCUUUGCCAAUCAGCGCAUGCUGCUGAUCAUAGAUGCUUUGGAUGAAUGCUCUGAGUCCUCUGACGACCUCAUGGCUAUUCUUCGCGACCAAAUUCCUGUACUUCCUCCGUCAUUCCAUGUCUUCAUCACUUCCCGUCCAGAGAAGACUCUCCUCCGACGCUUGCAACAACUGCGAAAUGUUCGCCACCAUAAAUUCGAACUCGAGGAUGACGAUAACCUGUCGGACAUAGCCACCUACAUCCGUCAACGGUUUGAUACAAUUGCCAUUGAUCACGGCUUGGAAGAGUCUUGGCCUGGCGAGGAACGACGUUACUUGUUCGUUGAGAAGGCUAGUGGUCUGUUCGCGUGGGCAUCUGUGGCUCUGGACUACAUCGGGCGAGUUAAGCUCUUUGGACGAGAUGUGAAGCUCCAAGAGGUCCUCUCACAAAGCAGCACACGUGUCACACCCGUCCAGGAAAGGAUGGAUGAACUAUAUAUGACCGUCCUUGGGACGUGCGACUGGGACGACAAGGAAUUUGUCCAAGGUUAUCAGCUUGUUGUCGGCACUGUAGUUGCCUCACGGCAGCCCUUGUCGAAGUCAUCUCUAGAACAUCUUUUGGGUGAUACAGCCGGUGUCGUCGCUGAAGUCCUCAAUAUUCUUUCACCACUUUUCACCGAGUGGGAGACGGACGAUGUACCGAUCCAGCUCCUCCAUCUGACACUCUAUGACUUCCUCACGCACCGACAACGAUCAAAUGGAUACUUCAUCGAUGGCGUUGAGCAUUCACGUCGCAUCGGUCUGCAAUGCUUAGUCGUUCUAACAGAGACAUUCAAGGACGGAGUGUCCGGUUUGGGGUACUCUUCAUUCUGGGAUGAAUACAUAUUUCGACCCCUUCCGGUGGUCGAUAUUCCUGAGAGUAUCGCAUAUGCCUGCAGCUUCUGGAUUGAGCACAUAUGUCUCGUGCAGCCCCCUAUGGAGAAGCAGUAUAUUGAUGCACUUGAAGCAUUCACUCCCUGUGUCAUCUCCUGGGUAGAGCUUGUAAGUCUCAGGAAUGUGUUUCCAGCCCUCACCAAGCUACGGGAAUGGGUUAUGGUAUAUGCCUUUGUUUGA